Lathyrus oleraceus (garden pea) is the source of this 1887-nucleotide messenger RNA. RefSeq lists its product as uncharacterized. The record is from RefSeq and is a predicted model, not a curated record. The transcript has 5 exons. The coding region runs from base 1 to 1887 and encodes 628 amino acids. NCBI's taxonomy places the organism in Eukaryota, Viridiplantae, Streptophyta, Magnoliopsida, Fabales, Fabaceae.
AUGUCGGAGAGAGAAAUGGUUGAAUUGUUUAUGGGUAUGCUGCAAGGUGUCUAUUAUGAUCGUAUGGUUGGCAGUACGUCAGUAGGGUUCUCUGAGCUUGUGAUGAUAGGAGAAAUAAUUGAGAUCGGAUUGAAGUUAGGAAAACUCCAAAUGGAUAAUGUCGAAAAUGCUCCGGGCGGAGCUGGAAAAAAGCCAUUCUCAGGGUAUCAUAAAAAGAAAGAAGAAGCCAACGCAGUUUAUGGACAUAGAAAUGGAAGAGGUAGGUGUCGUCAGCACGAUCAACCUCAGUUGAAGUUGGUUACCCUGAAAGAAAUGCCUCCCUUGAUCAACAAAGUGCCUGCAAAUUUUAAUGCCAACGCUCUUUGUGGUUACCACUCUGGUGGUGUGGGGCACGAUGUGAAGAACUGUUGGGCUCUGAAAUACAAAGUACAGGAGCUGCUGGAUUCAAAGGUUGUGCAGUUCACGCCGGUCAAUGCUCCUAAUGUCAUUCAGAAUCUUAUGCUUGUGCAUGUUGUAGCUGUUAAUAUGGUUGAGGUUGUAUAUACUGAUGAGCAUUUGAAUCUGAUAACAGAGGUUGGUGAGUUAUCUACUCCCUUGUUGGCUAUCAAGGAAUAUUCGGUUGAAUACGGUGUACCAAUUAAAGAGUUGGAAAAAGAGAAAGUUGAGAAGGUUGAAGAAGAAAUAGUUGUGAUUUCUAUCCCUUAUACCCCAAAGAGGAUUCUUGCGCCUGCUAGGCCUGUCCCUUUGGUUGUUACCAUGCCGGGUCCGGUUCUGUACUCGAGUGAAAAGGCGGUGCCUUGGCAUUACGGUUCUGACGUCUAUUAUCAUGGUAUUAAACAAGUGUUUAUUCCUGUUCUUGCCAAGAAGGAGGAAGUUGAGAAAGAAGACGUGAAUGCGGGGGACUUCUCCGGCGCUGGCCGAAUCACUCGUAGUGGGAGAGUGUUUGCUCCACCCAAUUCCCAAGAUGUUGCAGAUGCCUUAGAGAAGGCUAAAGAGAAGCAGGUGGAUGAUGGCCCCAGACCUGUUCAGGUCAACUUACGGAAGGAUGAUGCUGGUCCAUCACAAACCCAAGAAGUUGAGAAGUUGUUGAAAAUCAUCAGGAAGAGUAACUACAAGUUGAACGGUCUCGGGUUUACUGAUAGUGAUCUCCCUGUUGAGGGACAAAGCCACAACAAAGCCUUGCACAUCUCGAUUGAGUGCAAAGGGACUACUCUUUCUCGAGUUUUGGUUGAUAUAGGUUCAUCCCUGAAUGUGCUUCCCAAAUCUGCAAUGAUGAAAAUUGAUUAUUCUGGUGUUAAGAUACGUCCGAGUGACAUGCACGUCAGGGCCUUCGACGGCUCUCAGAGGUCAUUCUUUGGUGAAGUAGAUCUUCUGAUUAAAGUGGGGCCUCAGAUCUUUACUGAUGCCUUCUUUGUAAUGGACAUACACCCAGCAUAUUGUUGCUUGCUGGGUAGGCCUUGGAUUCAUGGUGCUGGAGUUGUGACAUCUACUUUGCAUCAGAAAAUGAAAUACCCUAUCGACGGUAAAAUUGCAAUAGUUUGCGGGGAAGAAGAGUAUAUUGUGAGUCACUUGUCGUCUUUUCGCUACGUGGAAGUGGAAGGUGAGAUUCAUGAAACCCCAUUUCAGGCUUUUGAGGCGGGUCACACCGAAGGUUGGCGCCGUGUGUUGGAUCUCCCUCCCAAGUUUGAUAAGUUUAGCCUUGGUUUCAGACCUGUUAUAAAGAGCAACACUCAUAAGCCAUCAAGUUCCUUCACUCCUGUGAAGUUUGCUAGUGGUGGUAUUGUCAGAGAUGGCCAAGUGAACGUUGCUACGGAUGAGGUAGACAAUGAUUAUGAGAUGGACCAGUGGAUCAAGCCCAGUGUUCCGGGUCAAGAGCUUAACAACUAG